AUGCUACCGCGUGAAGGAAUCUUUAAGAAUGCUACCGCGACUUCUAUUAUUGGGAACGAUGAGCUUUGUGGGGGAUUGCCAGCAUUUCACCUCCCCAAGUGCAUCUCCAAAAGCUCCAAGCGAAGAAAAAUCCAUGUAUUUGUAUCGUCGGCUUGUGCUACUUUUGUCAUUCUUGGAAUAGUUCCUGUUAUGGUUUUUCUAUAUCUUCGUUGGUUGAAGAAGAAAGUAAAAGAACCGAUUUCAACUUCCAUGGACGAUUCAUGUCCAAACAUAUCUUAUCGAGCACUCUUAAAAGCAACCGAUGAUUUUUCUUCAAUGAAUUUGAUCGGUGUUGGAAACUUUGGCUCUAUUUACAAGGGGAUACUUGAGGAGAAUAGUACAACCGUUGCGGUGAAGGUGCUACAUUUAGUGCAUCGUGGUGCGUUGAAGAGCUUCCUGGCGGAGUGCGAGGCAUUAAAGAACGUGAGACAUCGAAAUCUUCUAAAGAUAUUGACGGUUUGCUCGGGUGUUGAUCAUCAGCAAAAUGAUUUUAAGGCCUUAGUUUAUGAGUACAUGGAAAAUGGAAGCCUCGAAAGGUGGCUACAUCCAAACCCAACACCAUCUCACAAGAAUGAGCCUACCCGGACAUUGAAUUUCUUUCAAAGGAUAAACAUUGCUAUUGAUGUCGCCUCUGCACUGGAUUAUCUUCAUCACCAGUGCCACAUCCCCAUCAUACAUUGUGAUCUAAAGCCGAGCAAUAUCCUCUUAGAUGCUGAGAUGGUCGCCCAUGUUGGUGACUUUGGAUUGGCAAAGUUCCUCCUUGGAUCAUCCUCCGAUACCGUGGCUAAUCAGACGAGCUCAAUGGGCAUAAGAGGAACAAUCGGUUAUGCUCCACCCGAAUAUACGAUGGGAUGCAAGGUGUCAAGAGAAGGCGACAUCUACAAUUACGGCAUCCUCUUAUUGGAGAUGUUCACGGGGUUGAGUCCCACCGACGACACCUUCGGAGACAAUUUGACUCUUCAUAGCUUUGUGGCAGAAGCUUUGCCCGAACGAGUGCUGGAAAUUACGGAUCGCAUUCCGCUCCAAGAAAGAGAGAAUCAUCCAAACCCCAGCUGUCCUCGGCAUUGGCUCUCCGAAAGCGACGGCAGAUUUCAAGAGUGCUUGGUUACAGUAUACAAUAUUGGAGUCGUUUGCUCCGAUGAUGUGCCUUGA
Molecule: messenger RNA, 1191 nt
Organism: Rhodamnia argentea
Lineage: Eukaryota; Viridiplantae; Streptophyta; Magnoliopsida; Myrtales; Myrtaceae
Product: probable LRR receptor-like serine/threonine-protein kinase At3g47570
Exons: 2
Coding region: 1-1191 (396 amino acids)
Biological process (GO): protein phosphorylation
Molecular function (GO): ATP binding; protein kinase activity
Source: RefSeq, a predicted model, not a curated record